AUGCCACUAGAAGAAACACCAGAAGUGGGCUUGACUGCCACACCCAUGACAGCUGCAGUUAGCCUGAAACUACCUCAGUACUGGCCAGCAGAUCCACAUGAAGUCAGGGACAUCCUCCUAAAUCCUCCACAAGACACCCCCUACAAAACCCUGCGUGAGGAGCUGAUCAAAAGAACAACGGCAACUGAACAAAAACGACUACAGCAGCUCCUGACAGACGAGGUACUUGGCGAUCGUAAGCCGACACAAGUACUGCAAGACUCGAUCCUGCACCAGUUAUUCUUGCAACGGUUACCGGCUAGCGUACAGAUGGUAAUCACCUCGGCAGGAGACUCCAUGACGAUGGAACAACUCGCCGAGCUGGCUGACAAAGUCAUGGCUGUGUCCAUCCCAUCUCACGGGGUAAACUCCGUGACACCGGUGGCUACCCUGACAGCAAACCUGCAGAGCGAGGUAGAGCUUCUUUGCGGCGAGAUAAAUCGUCUAACCGCUCAAGUCCAGAAACUCUCGACCAACCCUCAAUGCUCCCGUUCUCACUCUUGCAGUCGUCGACCCCGUGCCAGUACUCCAACUCCUCCGGAUGACGCCAACGUGUGCUGGUAUCAUGCCAAAUUUGGUGACGGGGCCCACAAGUGCACCCAGCCCUGUUCCUUCAAUGCCAGCAACCAGGGAAACGGCCAGGCCGGCAAGUAA
This is a messenger RNA of Acanthaster planci (crown-of-thorns starfish), 693 nucleotides long. RefSeq lists its product as uncharacterized. The record is from RefSeq and is a predicted model, not a curated record. Lineage: Eukaryota; Metazoa; Echinodermata; Asteroidea; Valvatida; Acanthasteridae.